GAAUCAUGGAGUUAGCAGAGCAAGUUGAACCAUCCACCAGGAACAACCUAAACCACCAUCAUGGGCAAGAUCACUUUCUACGAGGAGAGGAACUUCCAGGGUCGCUCCUAUGAGUGCAUGAGCGACUGCCCUGACAUGACCUCCUACCUGAACAGGUGCCAGUCCUGCAGGGUGGAGAGCGGCUGCUUCAUGGUCUACGAGCGUCCCAACUUCAUGGGCAUGCAGUUCUUCCUGAGGAGGGGCGAGUACACCGACAUGCAGCGCAUGAUGAGCCAAGGGAUGAUCGACUCCAUCAGAUCCUGCAAAAUGAUUCCAUUUCACCGUGGCCAGUUCAGGAUGAAGAUCUACGAGAGGGAGAACUUCGGUGGUCAGAGCAACGAGAUGAUGGACGACUGCGAGAACAUCCAGGAGCGUUACCGCAUGUCCGAGUGCCAGUCCAGCAACGUGCAGGACGGCCACUGGCUGAUGUACGAGCAGCCCCACUACAGAGGCAAGAUGAUGUACCUGAGGCCCGGAGAGUACAGGAGCUUCAGGGACAUGGGCAUGAGCGGCACCAGGUUCAUGAGCAUGAAGCGUAUCACCGACAUGUGCUAGACUUCUGUAUUUGACUUCAGUAAAUAAAAAUGAUCUGUAAUUCAUAA
Platichthys flesus (European flounder) is the source of this 641-nucleotide messenger RNA. RefSeq names its product gamma-crystallin M1-like. The record is from RefSeq and is a predicted model, not a curated record. Gene Ontology annotation, molecular function: structural constituent of eye lens. The transcript is spliced from 3 exons. NCBI's taxonomy places the organism in Eukaryota, Metazoa, Chordata, Actinopteri, Pleuronectiformes, Pleuronectidae. Gene Ontology annotation, biological process: lens development in camera-type eye; visual perception. The coding region runs from base 61 to 594 and encodes 177 amino acids.